AUGGCUCUCCCGAGCUGCUCCUUACCGCGCCUGCAACGCAGCCUCCUGCUGCUGCUCUGCGCCAUCACCACCCUCUCCUGCAGCAUCAUUGUCACCAUCUGGUAUGGCAUGAACACAGACCGCGAGUACAUCCACCCCAUCCUCACCCAGCUCAUCCCCGCCGGCCACUGCGAGUGCCAGACCUCCACCACCUUCGAAUGCUCCACCUGUCUCUCCUGCUCCGACACUGGUCUACGCGACCAAUCUAGUCCCGCACCCGUCUGGCGCUUCGAUUACCGUCGAGAUGGUCGUAACCAAGCCCUCGACCAGAUGCAGUGCCAGGCGGCCUUCCCCGGCCUGUUUGAAGAUGUCGCGCGUGGCGAACAAUACUGGCGGUCGAACGGUGCCCUGUCGACCGAGGAGCUCGACGCCAUCCCCAUACAAGAAGGUAUGGCCCGCGCCUUUGUUUCCCACGGCAACCUCCACGUCGUCGCCGCCCGCGCCCGCGGGGAGGACCACCGCCGGAAAAUCCUGGGCGUAUUGAGCUCGAUCCAUCGCGCGCUGGCCGGCGAUGGGGGCCGAGCUGCGAGGCGCGAUAUCGAAUUCGUGUUUUCGGUAGAGGACAAGGUCGAGGAUGUCACGCUCCCGGAUCAUCCUGUCUGGGUCUUUGCGCGCACGCCGACCGAGGAAGCCGUCUGGCUCAUGCCCGACUUUAGCUUCUGGGCGUGGGACAACGACAAUAAUGCCAUGGGGCCGUAUGAUCAAGUGGUCGACCGCGUCGAGCGUCUGGAUAUCCCCUGGUCAGAGAAAAAACCGCAGCUCGUGUGGCGUGGUAAGCCCAGUUUCGCGCCCAAGCUGCGUCGUGCACUGCUCGAGGCUGCUCGUGAUCAGCCCUGGGGCGAUGUGAAGCAAGUCGACUGGGCAACGGGCUCGAAUUUGCUCAAGAUGGAGGACCACUGCCAAUACAUGUUUAUUGCCCAUGUUGAGGGCCGGUCCUACUCUGCCUCGCUCAAAUACCGACAGGCCUGCCGGUCGGUCAUCGUCGCCCAUAAACUCCAGUACAUCCAACACCACCACUACCUCCUCAUGUCCAGCGGUCCGAACCAAAACUACGUCGAAGUCGAGCGCGACUUCCGUGAUCUCGGCGAGAAACUCGAGCCCCUCGUCCGCGACACCGACGCCGCCCGGCGCAUCGCCAACAACAGCGUCAAGACCUUCCGCGAGCGAUACCUAACUCCCGCCGCGGAGGCGUGCUACUGGCGCGCGCUGUUCGAUGGAUACGCCAGUGUCUGGAACAGCUCGGUGAACUCGUGGUCCGAGAGUCUUCACUACGAGCGCGGACUGCGCUACGAGUCCUUUGUUCUACUGGACAGCCAGCAGAUGCUCGACUUCCGGGCCGAGACUGCGCCUCACGGAUACAAUUAG
This is a messenger RNA of Penicillium lagena, 1404 nucleotides long. RefSeq lists its product as uncharacterized. Bases 1 to 1404 code for a protein of 467 amino acids. NCBI's taxonomy places the organism in Eukaryota, Fungi, Ascomycota, Eurotiomycetes, Eurotiales, Aspergillaceae. The transcript is spliced from 2 exons. The record is from RefSeq and is a predicted model, not a curated record.